Molecule: messenger RNA, 2532 nt
Organism: Fusarium pseudograminearum CS3096
Lineage: Eukaryota; Fungi; Ascomycota; Sordariomycetes; Hypocreales; Nectriaceae
Exons: 3
Coding region: 1-2532 (843 amino acids)
Biological process (GO): osmosensory signaling via phosphorelay pathway
Cellular component (GO): Mcs4 RR-MAPKKK complex
Molecular function (GO): phosphorelay response regulator activity; protein kinase activator activity
Source: RefSeq, a predicted model, not a curated record
AUGGGAGCUACCGAUAUUGCCUCGCGCCUUCGAGCCAGAUUUACGAAGCGAAGACACUCGGCAGCAGGUUCUCAAGCAUCCUCGAACCAUAGCGUCACCGACAUCUCAUCGUCGUUCGGAAGCCGUCAAGUCGGGGAUCGUGAUCGGGCUCGGUCUCGCCAAAAUGGAGAUGGAGAUCGUUCAUCCCGUGCCGUGAGUAAUUCAAGGGGCACCCUUAGUAGCCGACAUGGUAUGACAGCAACAACCGAUGACUCGCAACGGCAACGACAAGAUAGCGACGAGUUCGCAAAGAUCAAGGUUUCUCGCCGAGUUUCAGAACCAGAACCAGAACCAGCAAACUCCAAUUCAGACUCAGCAGAAAAUACAUCCUCGGAGACAGAUACUGAGGCACCCGGAGCGGUUCCACCCGUUAAAGACCAUUCCACAACAAGAGAUGUAGCGCUGAAACACUCGACCCCCCCUGUAGACCAGGAGAGCCUUGGCGAAGAGCCUGCUACAGCCGCCACUAGCUCGAGCUGUAGCUCUAGUUCUAGCGACCAGCACCAGCCUCCGCCACAACCACAACCUCAAAUCAAUCCACCACCGUUGAUCUCCCCUUCACUACAUCAACAAGAACAGUCAUCACCAUCGCGGCCACGCCAGGCAAGCUCGAAUCUCGACCGAAUUCACGAGGACGCACAGGAUUCGGAUUCGGAUUCAGAAUCACCCACUGCGCGCUCCAGAGCUGUCGCGAGCUUAGACUUGGAUGCCGCCUCUGAGCUUGCUGGACACAAUGACGACGACCCGUUGAGUCUAGAUCAAGCUCCAAACCCCCCCAGAUCUGCCGCGUUUGCGCCUUUGGCAGCGGCUACCUCGACGAACUUUGUCACUCCAUCUCCUGGUCUCCCGUCAUCAGGAAUUCUUUCGGUCCCUGGCUCUCCAACAGCGCGACCAGCCCCGCCCCCCAGACGACAGAGCUUGCUGUCGAACCGCCAGACGACCUUGAUCAACACACUCCUUUCGAACCAAUCCACGCAUGAACCUAACAUAACACAACCUCAUACAUACGCGCCCAUAAACGGAAAUAUGGUGACCCGCAAGAUCUGGGUCAAGCGACCCCAUGCAUCACCAACCCUCGUUACUGUCAACGAAGACGACCUUGUUGACGACGUCCGCGACAUGAUACUACGUAAAUAUUCAAAUUCCCUCGGCCGAAGCUUCGACUCUCCCGAUAUAAACAUCCGCGUUAUACCUCGAGACCAACAUUCAGAACGUGUCCUCAAUCCUGAGGAGCCUAUGGGCAGGACGCUAGACGCCUAUUACCCAGGUGGGCAGACGGUUGAAGAAGCUCUUGUAAUCGAUAUCCCUCGACGUGCGCCUAAGGCUUCCCCACGCCCUGUAAUACCAGCGUAUGUUGGCAAUGUCUACUACAGCGAAGAUGGUCGACCUACUGAAACGAGCGACGGUUACUUUCCCUCAGUGGGUGUGGGUGCUCAUCCUGGCGCCGUUGGCUCGCCACACCUCCCGGUGGCAGUACCCGCACAUGUUAAUACUCAAGGUCAGCAGCACUCGAUUGCAGUGUUGGGGACUGGUAUUAUCCCUCCCAUCCCGUCGCCUGGUAGAACACGCACACACCAAAGCCAUCCAAGCCGUCCCGGAGUAGCCCGUACUCACACGUCAUCACCGACCACGAUAGUUGGUACUUCAUCCGUAUCUUUGGCUGCCGCUGCCGCUGCGAAUCAUGCGAGCCACGAUGCCCCUGGUAUGCCGCCUGCUGCCCCUCCUCUGCCGACGCCACCCGCACCCGAGCCGUCAACAGGAUAUGUCUCGACACCACCUGCCAGGCCAUCCUCACCCCGACCCAUACCCAAAACCAGGAAAACAAAAAAGUCCGAGCAUCCAAGCCUACCACCAGGCAUGCUCAAUGGUGGUGUGCCCCCCAUCAACGUUCUGAUCGUCGAAGAUAACCCGAUCAACCUCAAGUUGCUCGAGGCUUUCGUUAAGCGCCUUAAGGUGCGAUGGUCAACCGCUAUGAAUGGACGCGAUGCCGUGAAGAAGUGGAGGAGUGGUGGAUUCCAUUUGGUUUUGAUGGAUAUUCAGCUCCCAGUCAUGAACGGACUCGAUGCGACUCGCGAGAUUCGUAGGUUAGAGCGAGUCAACUCAAUUGGUGUCUUUUCUUCGUCUCCUGAUGGCGAAAUAACGACGGAAAAUCCCGACGAGGUUGAUGAGAAAGAUCGUCUGGACAACAGUUCUUUAUUUAAGAGCCCAGUAAUCAUCGUCGCUUUGACUGCCAGUUCACUGCAGAGUGAUCGACAUGAAGCGUUAGCCGCGGGCUGCAACGAUUUCUUGACCAAGCCCGUCAAUUUCGUUUGGCUUGAGCGCAAGGUCAUGGAAUGGGGCUGCAUGCAAGCUCUUAUUGACUUUGAUGGCUGGCGCAAGUGGAAAGAAAUUUCUCAGGAAGCUGAAGAGAAUGAGGCGGCGAAGAAGGCAGCAGUUGCAGCAGCCAAGGCAAAGUCGAAAAAGAAUCGAGUUUCCAUGACCAAGCCUGGCUGA